Trichomonas vaginalis G3 is the source of this 570-nucleotide messenger RNA. RefSeq lists its product as uncharacterized. The transcript has a single exon. The record is from RefSeq and is a predicted model, not a curated record. Lineage: Eukaryota; Parabasalia; Trichomonadida; Trichomonadidae. The annotation marks the transcript as partial.
AUGCUUCCAAUAGAAAAAGAAACUUCUAGAGUUGCUACAACUAAACCAUUAGAUGAACUUUUUACGAAUGUCGGUCAAAAGUUUGAGACAGAGACCGUAAAGCAUGAAGGCUAUCGUUUUGACUACCCGUUAAGAUGGUUAAGAGACCCAUCCGUCACAAAAGCUAUUGGCUUUCGUAGAAUGAAGUUCAUUUCAGAAGCCAUACAUGGUUUCCCAUUUACAGUCGGUUUUGAAGUUCGAUACUAUAACAAAGAAAAACGUACGUAUGAGAAAUUUGAACAGGGAAAACUUUUACAAGUUAGUUUGCUUGUAAACUUAGAAACAACUCUUCAAGCUUUUCAAGAAAAAAUAAACGAUAUCUAUCUCGAAUAUGCAAACCAGUAUAACAUUGACGAAGGAGAGUACCAUCUCGAUAUUAUAUAUGACAGGAAAAAUGCAACUGUUAAAAUCAAUAGAAUAGAAGACCUUGGAGAAAACGUUUAUAUUUCUACAAAAUAUAACAACUUGGCAUGGUAUAGAUUUUUGAGGAUGUUAAAUCAGCCUGCAGAAUAUCCAGUACACCCGGACUAU